AUGAGUUUGGACCUAGAAGAAGCUAACGAAACCCAACAACUAAUGCAAAAUGAAAUCGAAGAAGAAGAUCCAAAGAUAUCUCAAUCAGCAACAUCUCCCGUGACGAGUAAUAAAUUGUCGAGCGAAGCAGCAAGCCUUAGCUCAAAAAACCCUGGACUUUUGCCGACUAGCACAGGAAAUAACAGUGUGAAUGAUUCGGCUAAGGUUUCAUAUGUUAAUGAAAAGCGAUUCCAGCGUGAAGUUAUGCGUUCUAAUUACAACAAUAGGCCAAAGCAUAUUCCGAAAGAAGCCCCAGAUGUGAAACACAUGGAAAAAGCUUUAUUAGUGUUAUUAGAUGACUUUCACACUGGCAAACUUAGUGCUUUUAGUUCAGGAUGUAGUAUGGAACAAAUGAUUAACAUAAGAGAUCAACAGGAGCAUUUAGCACGACUACAUUUUCGACUCUGUGCUGAUGUAGAGAAACCAACAGAUGAAAAUUUUGAUAGUUCAGCUUCACGAGAUAAAAUGGCACAACUGGUACAAAGCUUGGAGCAACUAUCUGCCUCUAUAGAGCAUCUUCAUUCAGAUGAAAAUGUAAAUAUUUUCAGUGAAGAUAAAGCAAAUGUGCAGAAUACUUGA
Messenger RNA from Chilo suppressalis (striped riceborer), 618 nucleotides. The record is from the annotation of a GenBank genome assembly. NCBI's taxonomy places the organism in Eukaryota, Metazoa, Arthropoda, Insecta, Lepidoptera, Crambidae.